Diabrotica balteata is the source of this 1863-nucleotide messenger RNA. The record is from the annotation of a GenBank genome assembly. NCBI's taxonomy places the organism in Eukaryota, Metazoa, Arthropoda, Insecta, Coleoptera, Chrysomelidae.
AUGGACAAAAUCAUAAAAACCCAAAGAGCAAUGGAAAGACAAAUGUUGCAAAUAAGACUAAUGGAUAAGAAGAGAAACGAGUGGAUAAGAGAGAAAACAAAAGUGAGGGUUGUUAGACAAGAAGUUGCAAAAUUGAAAUGGAGAUUUGCCGGACACAAUAUAAGACAAAAAGCAGACCGAUGGAACAAAAUUCUUAUAACCAAAGAAUCCUGGCUUGAGAAUUUAUAUAAAGAAAUAGACCUUCAAAAAAAGAAUGACAGUUUCAACCUCCACAAGAAACUUAAAUAUACUGCCGGAAUUAGAAAACAGAAAAAUGCUCACAUACUUAAAAGCGCGGACGGAAAGAUUUAUAAUCACGAACAACAGUGCAAAUAUUGGGAGAGAUGCAUCACUGACCUUGUUGACGAUGCUUCUAGAGAAAAUGCUCCAAAUACUGCCUGUGACAACCAGUUAGACAGAGGUCCCAGUAUACUGAAUUUGGAAGUCAAAAAGGCAAUACAGCAAGCCAAAAACAAUCAAGCACCUGGACCAGAUCAAAUCCCUGCUGAGCUACUUAAACUUUUGGAUGAGGAAAGCAUUGCCUGCUUAACCACUUUCUUCAACAAAAUUUACAACGAAGGAAAAAUACCAGAUGAUUGGAUAGAGUCACUGUUUAUAACAUUACCAAAGAAAAGCAGGCCCACCAAAUGCAGCGAUUUUAGACUAAUCAAUUUGAUGAGUCACACACUGAAGAUACUCUUACGAAUUAUACAAAACCGAGUAUUCCUUCUAUGCGAAAAUAGGAUGGGUAAUAAGCAAUUUGGAUUUAGAAACGGUCCAGGAACUAGAGAGGCACUAUUCUCUAUGCGCAUUCUAUUACAAAAAAGUUGUGAAUUCCGUAAGAAUAAGGCGUUCGACAGAGUACAACACGAUACACUUUUCGAUUGCCUACUGGCAGCAGGACUUGACCACUAUGAUAUAAGACUGCUGAAAUACUUAUAUUACAAUCAAGUAGCCUCUAUCCAAAUUGGAGACAGUCCGACUGAAAAAACAUCCAUCAAACGUGGAGUACGGCAGGGUUGUGUUUUGUCACCCACUUUUUUUAAUCUGUACUCUAAAGAAAUCUUUAGGGAGGCUUUGGAUGACAGACAAGAGGGAGUAAGACUAGGUGGUGAAGUAAUCAAGAAUAUUAGAUACGCUGACGAUACAGCCAUUCUUGCAGAAAAUUUACAAGAUCUAAAAACAUUACUAAAUCUAACAAAGUGGAUGGUAGUUGGAAAGAUCAAUAUAGAUCAAGGUCUGAUUUCUCUUAAUGGAGAGGAGAUCGAAAGGGUAAAUCAUUUCAAAUACCUUGGCAGCUGGUUAAAUGUAAAUUGUGACUCUGAUGAAGAGAUAAUAACCAGGAUCGAAAUAUCACGUAAGGCUUUUAUGACGUGGAAACCAGUUUUAUGCAACGCAAACCUGUCGAUGAAUAUUCGUAAGAAGGUCCUGAAAUGUUAUGUGUGGUCCAUCCUAUUAUAUGAUUGUGAGACAUGGACGUUAAAAACCACAAUACUAAACAAACGAAUCCUAAAGAUAUCGUGGGUUUCGCACACUUCCAAUGAAGAUGUUCGUCAAAUGAUCAAUUCAGAACGUCUGCUCAUAAACACCAUAAAGAGGAGAAAAACAGAAUACUUCGGCCAUAUAAUUAGAGGACCUAAAUACCACCUACUUCGCCUUAUCAUACAAGGAAAAGUGGAAGGAAAGAAAUGGAUUCGUCGAAAGAAACUUUCGUGGCUGCGUAAUAUUAGACAAUGGUGUGGUUCCACAGUAGAAGAAUUAUUUCGCGCAGCCGACAGAGAAAGGUUUCAAGAAAUUGUAAACAUGAUGACGGCCAACGUCUGA